This is a messenger RNA of Coregonus clupeaformis (lake whitefish), 2848 nucleotides long. RefSeq names its product PR domain zinc finger protein 8. The coding region runs from base 456 to 2024 and encodes 522 amino acids. The transcript has 4 exons. Gene Ontology annotation, cellular component: nucleus. Lineage: Eukaryota; Metazoa; Chordata; Actinopteri; Salmoniformes; Salmonidae. Gene Ontology annotation, biological process: regulation of DNA-templated transcription. The record is from RefSeq and is a predicted model, not a curated record. Gene Ontology annotation, molecular function: protein binding.
GGACGCAGAAAAUCGUAUUUAUGACACUCACACCCGCGUUUGUCGUCGUGGCCUCGGGGCAUGCACACCAGAACAUCGCCUGCAGUCACCUAAAUACACUCUAUUUUGUCCAUAUUUACCAAAUGUCAUGAAUUCAAUAUCUAAUCGAAAUUGGCUUCUUCUACACUGGCCCUUGACACCCAUGACCUCUUUAGACCGUCCAUCCAUGCACCGACACUCUCUGGUUGUCAGAGAUCAUUAAUGUCACCCAGCUAACAAGAGGAUAAAGGAGGAGCGGAGAAAGGUCAAAUCUCAAAGUGCAGAUUAAACUAGACUAUAAAACCAGCUCCUCAAGUAGACCAGUUGGUGGGCAAUCUACAAGACACCGCGCGCUGUAUAAUACAAGCAGGGACAGAGCAAAUAGGAGAAGCGCAAACCUAAUCGCAGAAUUUUUGUCCACCACUCAGCUGUUUGCGAUGGAGACCCUGGAGGCAGAUAUUCUGGCGAAACUCUUUUGGAACACAGAGGCGGAAGCUCGGCAACGAUGGAUAACGGAAAUUUUUACGCGCGUCCACACGACCUGCGACGUUCCCGAGAACGCCGUUUUUGGACCGUAUGAGCUGAAACAUACCUCAGUUUAUGACAGCGUCGCCUUCAUUGCUCUGAAGUCUAUGGACAGAAGAACGGCACCAUACAUUUUGAGGGUGGACACCUCAGCGCCCAACAUGCGCACUGAUGGUCCGAUGUGGCUGCGGCUGGUCCAGUCAGCCCGGAGCGCUGAGGAACAGAACCUGGAGGCCUAUGUGAAGAACGGACAACUAUUCUUUAGAGCCCUCAGGACGAUCCUGAAGGAAGAGGAGCUGUUGGUGUGGUACGGGAAAGACCUGGCCAAGCUUCUUCUCCUAAACCCACUACAGAUACAAAGCAAAGGUGCUGGUCUGUACACUUGUGCCAACUGUAACCAGGGCUUUGAGACUGAGUUCCCCUUUCUGGCACAUCGGAGAUUCCUCUGCACACAGAGACAACCAAACAGCCACACCACCAAACCUGGUCAAGGCAACACUGACCAUGUGAAACCUGACUCCCUUCCUGUUUCUGCCUUCAAACGGAGCCGUCCAGAAACAAGUCCACAGGAUAACAAACCUGCAACAGACUUCCAUAACUUAGCCAGGGAUAUGGAGAAUAUUAAGACGGGGUCUUCCAGCACCAGGGACACUGAGACUAUUGGUUCCCUCAAAAGGAAACACACAAAGGUGGAGGAGGACAGGUGGAGUGAGCCACAGCCUCUAGUGAUAAAGCAGGAACCACUGGACAGAGGAUGCUGUACUUUGAACAUGAAAAUACAACCCAGCUCAGUCUCCUGUCACCUGCCCAGUAACAUCAACAAGAACAACAUCACCAAAGACAGAGCAACCCAACUACACAUACAGCAAGGCUCUGGGCCUGAAGAUCUCAGAUCUUCAUCCAGCCUACGGUCUUCAUCUCCAUCUCUCAUCUGGUCUUCUUUCACUGACUCUCCUACUGUCACCUCGGCCUUCAUCCAGGUCUCUGUCUCAGAGAACAGGAGGAGUGCCUUCUCCCAGCCUCCACGCUCUGUUUCCCUUCCCCAGACUACCCCCCUGCUUGGGAGGGCUAAAACCUCAAUCACUCCCCUCACUACUGAUCUCCACCGACCGGUGCUGGUCCAGGGUGUUUUGAAACAGAGGCACCCUCUCUACAGCCAAGCAGCUCUCUGGCCCAGGACCCCAGGCAGAUCCCCACUCCAGGUCCAGAUUUCCCUGCCCCCCUCCGUCUCACGGCUCUCGCCCCUCAGCCUGAUGGCUCAGAACUUGUGUGCCAAAUGCAACAUCUCCUUCCGCCUGAUCUCGGAUCUGGUGCAGCAUAUGAGGUCCUACCACAAGAGGGCGCUGGAUACUACAGAGUCAGGGUCUGGGGUGAAACAACAGCAGCGCAGGGCGAUAGAGGAGAGGCUCAAGUGUUCCGUCUGCAGCGAGGUCUUCAGACAACGCCAUCACCUUGCGCGACACAUGACUUCUCACACAUGAGUUCAAUUCAAUGAGUUCUUAUCAUUGGUAAGAUCUUGAUAUUUUAAUAUGUUUGAUGUGUCAUCAUAUUGAUGAAGAUACUAAUUGGAUAACUAAUAAAACUAUUAUGUUAAUUACUGUAAUGUACAUUAACAAUGCAAUUACAUUUUUUUUAAACAUGUAUGAGUCUGCUUACAUAUAAGGGAUACUUUUUUCUCCUUAGAAAUAGUUAAACAAUUUCUCACAAUUCUGUAAAAUGUGACAUUUUUUGAAUGCCAUAUAUUUUUCUAUUCUUUUACAUCAAAUGCUUGUUUUUCACACAAAUGACGAUAAUUUCGGUGUUGAUAUGACUUGAUUGUAAGGUUAGUUGUGAACACUAGAUGGUACUAGAGAGCUAUUUACAGGGAUAGAAAAAAACUCAGCUUCAAUGUUUUUUAUUUUCUUUUGAAAGAAGUAUAUACCUAUUAUUUCAUAAGAACGCCAUGUAGAGUACAUUGAUAAGUAACACAUUGGGGUGGCCAAACAAUAAAAACAUACAUGAUACAAAACCAAAUAGUAAAAAAAGAUGAGAAUACGUCAACAUAAAACAUUUAUAAAAAGUCAUAUCUGUAAGGUAAACAAACACAUAUGAUGAGGCAAAAAAUGUAAAAAACAGAGUUAACUAUUCACAGGCUAUUCAGUCAUAUUCAUAUUCCUUUCACCAAAGAUUAGAUUAUAUAUUUUUUAGGUUCAGCACAAAUAUUUCAGUAAUGUCUGACAUAUAUACAAAACACAAUUUACUAAGAACAAAAACAUAAAAUAAUAAUAGAUGACAUUUUAAGAACACUGAGCAAGCCAACCAGCAA